CGGCAGCCUCUGUGUCGGACUCCAGCUCCGGCUCGGCUAGGGCUCGGCGGUGGAUGUCCUUAUUGGCCCCGGCCCUCUGUCCUCCGCCCGUCCAGCCCCGCCUUCACCAUGGCCCGAUCGGCCCCUCAGGGAGGACCCCAGAGCUUGGGACCGCCCCCGGAGCCCGGGCCUCUAGCCACCGCCGCCGGACCCCAAGAGCCAGGCGGGUCUCCGUGUGAGGUAGCCGUGGAGCCGGAGGAGGGGCCGAGCCGACCUCAGGCCCUGCAGCCGCUGCGACCUGGAGGGCCCCGCCGCGUGCUCUUCGCUGACGAGGCCCUAGGGCUGCCUCUGGCCCAGCUGAGGCGUUACCAGCCUUGGGGCUGCGCGGGGCUUGGGGGAGGGCCGGAUGAGGAGGAUGAGUCCCCCCCGGAGCUAGGCUUGUCCGGGAGCCCCCCCGGGGCAGGGCCAGGGCCUCCCUUCUACCUGCUGCCAGCCUUCGUGCUGCCCCCAGCCCCGGGCCGGCUGGAGCGCCUUCGGGGCUCUAUGGUGGAACUGGAAGACCUAUUCCCCCCGGAGGAUCCAGGCAUGCCUGGCCGCGCCCCUGUGCUCCGCGGCCUGAUCCGAGUGCUCAACCUCUCUUACCAUAAGGCAGUGCACGUACGGGCCACCCAUGACGGCUGGCUGACCUUCCAGGACCACCCGGCCCACUACGUGCCCGGGGGAAGCAGUUCUCCCGAGGACGGGGGGCAAACCGACCGCUUUGCCUUCCAGUUGCCCUUUGAGCCCCCCAGCGUGGGCGGGAAGGUGCUGGAUGGGGCCCGCAUUGACUUUGUGGUUCGGUACCAGACCCCCGAGGCCACCUAUUGGGCCAACAACCAGGGCAAGAACUAUACCGUGGUGCUGAAGGAGACAGCGGCAGCAGCGCGGACCAAGGGGCUUGGCCUGGCAGGGCCUCCAGGACCCCUAUUGGCCCCCCCUGCACCCCCACCAACGAAGCACCUCUUUUGGGAGGUCGAGGCAAAACAGCUGAAGAGCUGUAUGAAGCCUGUCAGACACAGGCAGACUGAGGAGGAGCUCGGACGAGAGAACGUAGCUGGCCCUGUCUCUGCAAUGGAAUGCUCUGAUGACGGGGACAGGGGGUCAGGGAGCAUAUUAGUAACCCCUCUGCCACUCCAGCCAGGGCCACAGAUAACACAGAUCUCAGAUGGCCUGGUGGCUAACUCCUCAGAAAGCAAAGGAUCUCACCUGUACCUUCCUGAGAUGUUCCUGGAAUACCCACAGUCCCCUGCCAUUGAAAUCCACCCUCCUGUAUUGAGCUUGGUGCCAGAUCAGGGUGAAGCCCUGGGAGGUCCCCCCCUUGGGGCUGAAGAAGAGGCUCUAUUGGACUUGUCAAGACCUCUGGGUGAGCAGCCUUCUGAGGGACAACCUAGAAAGGGUUUGGACCCCUUUGGAUCAGAUGAGGCCCAGAGUGAGGAUGCUGUGGACCUGGAGUUGGAACAGCUCUACCUCACCCACCUGAGCCGCUUAAGGGCUGCAGGAGCAGCUGAUGGGCAUUCUGGGGGCAUCCUUAUCACUGACCAUGACCAAGAUCUCCUGAAGUGGAUGGGUCCAGAGAGAGCCUUGAACAGCUCUCUAAUGGAGGAGAUCACUCUGCACUAUGCAAUGCAGGGUGUACAUGGAGCAACAGACCUUCCUGAAGAUGCUAAAGAAGGUGGCAGAGGCAGCAAGGCUGAGGAACUGGGGACUUCUUGUGAGGCAGAGUCCGAGUCUGAGUUGGGGUCUGAGUCCGAGUCUGAGUUGGAGUCAUCAUCUGGGGAAGGAGACAUCCUGAAGGAAUCCCCUCCUGGCAUCAGCACUGGCGCGUGGCUGGCAGGACAGCAUCCAGGGUUCAUCUUAGUAAAGGAUGGGCUCAGUCAGAGCCUGGAAGAGGAGGAGAAGCAGAAGCCAGAAGAUCCCAAUCAAGAACAUGGUCCAGUCAGUGUCACCAAGGCUGAAGGGCUGUCUUUCUGCCUCCAGGAAGGAAGCCAUCUUUUGCCCAAUAGCACAGCCCAAGAUGGAGGCCAGCUCCAGAGAGCUCUCAGCCAGUCGUUGUGCAUGUUGGGCUUGCUGGUCUUCCUCCCCAUUGCGUGGAACACCUGCACGGCCUUUGUGGGCCUGGCUUUUUACCUCUCCCUGGCCUGGUUCUCUUAAAUGACAGUCAUUGUAUGGGGAUGGAGGCACUGGCGUGGCUAUGGCGGCCCAACAAUAAGAAUUACCAAAACCCUGGAUAGCUUCUGACUCCUGAGGCUGGGUGGCAAAAUAUGGGCAAAUUCUCAAAGCUCUUCUAUGUCCAGACCCAGGUUGGGCAGACGUACAUUUCUACCUAUGCACGUACAGACAUACGUGCAUAAGUAUGCAUGUGUAUAUAGGCGCACGUUCCAUGUGGGUGUGUGUAAUCCUACAGUGGGUGGGACUGGUGCAGGGAAAAGCCACUUGCUUCCUGCCACAGUCACCUACCAAGAGCUCUAGUUCUUGCUAAACAACUUCCAAAGAAACCCCCGGAGGGUUUUGGGCAUGAAUCUGUAGGACCCUACCCAGAGGCACUAUCUUCCUGUUUGUGUGAUGGGUUUACAAUGGCUGAAAGGACCAGAUCUCUUCCUUUGGCUUCUUCUAGACAACCUCCUUGGGGCUUCCAGCUCUAUUAGCAUUCCACUCUCCUUGCCUCCAUCUCAUGGCAGUGAGCACCCAGACAAGGCCCCGGGCCUAGACCGUGGCUUACAGGCCCUCAAGGGUAGUGGUGAGAGAGGAAUUCACUUGGAACUGACUCCACCUGCCUUUUCCCCAUGUGAUCAACCCCCCCCCCCAAACUCUUGAUUGGCAUCAGAGUCUUGGAGGGGGAUGAAGGCCUGCUGCCGGCUCCAGCAGGUUUUCUAGGGACACUGUGAAACCCUGGCCCCAACCUGACUAUGACGUCCCCAACUAGCUGUCAUUCAAUCAAGUGGGCAAUCAGAAAGUGCUGCCAGUGGGUGAGGAGGCAGCCCGUUCCAUGCAAAUCGAAGUUUCUCCCUCGAUCCCAUGCCCUGCCUCAUUGUUCCCAGUUGGGCCUUGGCCCUUUCCCUCAUGCAAACACUUACUGGAUGAUCUUGGAGUGUCCAAGGCCUCUGUUUCCACAAGCCAGUGACAGCCAUCCAGAGGCAAAGUGAGAACCUUAUGCAGAGCAAAUGUUGCCACUGCUACUGAUCAUUCCAUGCAAAAGGCCCCCAGAGCCAUUGACGCCUUCCCUCAGGUCCAGCCCCCUCAUUUGCAACAGGUCCAGAGAGGGAGAGGGUGGCAGGACUGGGGCAACCUAGAUAUGGUGGUGAGAUGAGACAACUCCACCCGAGUUGGCCCUAGGAACCUCAGAUUUGGGUAGUCUUGAGGCAUAAACCCCACUUCAUUCCUUACCACUCAGUUUGGGAGUGAGGUACCUUGAAUGGAGCCCAAGAAGUCAAACCCCUUGGGAGGUGGACUUCCUCUCCGGGGCUCAAAGGCCAGCAGCCUAUGAGUACUCCAGGCCAGGGUCAUAGAGGAACUAACUCUCUUGGUGGUAUGGCUCCAUGGGGAAGUAGAGCCAAGCAGAGGGCUCCAGAUGUGAUGAAAAGUAGCAAGCUGGCCCUGUCCUCAUGGGGCAUUGGUACUUUGGCUUGGGGACCUUCUUGGGGAGUGGGGGGGUGGAGCCUCCAGCUAGACUCUUACUCACACAGAGAAACAGUUGGUUUUUCCAUUCAAAGUUGAAGGAAGAGUGCAAAUUUUUGUCUGAAUGGGCAUAAAGGUGUAACCUUCCCCCACUCCUGCCCCGCUGCCCCAUCCAAGUUCAGAGACUCCACAGGCCAGCUGUCUAGGGAGCUUCCCAGGGGAAGAAGCCCUGCCUUAGAGGGAGGUGCCCGGGCCUUCACUUCCUCUUGUGUCAGACAAAGGUUGCACCAAAUGGCCAAUUCCUCUCGUGUUUUGAUAGGAAAUCUGGGACUUGGCUGUAGGCUUCGGGUUCUUCAUCCCAGUCUGUCAGCCAGCCAAUGAUCAUUCUUCAGACAAGUCAAUGCACAUUUAUGAAGCACCGACUAUAUUCCUGAUGGUGCCAAGUGCCAGGGAGACACAAAGGGCAAACUCCCAAGCCCUUGCCCCCAAGAGGCUCACAGUCUAGCUAGCAGGUCAGACAAGAGGCAAACAACUCUGGCCAGACCAGCUGUAGACAGGGUGGUGCUAAGAUUGAGGAGGCCUGGGAAAGGCUUCUGGCAGAAGGCAGAGACUAGAAGGAAGCCAGGAGGUAGAGCUGAGGGGGUAAAGGGUUGUUAAAGAGGUUUGAUUGCUUGUGCUUCAGUGCCCAGAAGGAGGUCACAAGGAUGGCAUGGCAGCAUGGCACAACCUCCCACAGGCUGAGUUUUGCAAACAGCAAGUAGUCACAGGGAGGAUGUUACCAGCCCAAUCUCCUGGCAGGCAGAGCGAACCACUCAUCUUGCCCCGCUUCUGCUGUCUGCUGUCAGCUGUUUAGUCACUUUCAGACGUGAUCAACUAUUUGUGACCUCAUUUGGGGUUUUCUUGGCAGAGGCACUAGAGCAGUUUGCCCUUCCCUUUUUCUAGAGGUGAAGAAACGGAGGCAAACAGGGCGAAGUGAUUUGCCCAGGGUCACUCAACUGGUAAGUGUCUCGAGUCCAGAUCUGAACUCCGUCUUCCUGACUCCAGGCCUGGUGCUCUGUCCACUACAGUACCACCUAGUUGCCCAUUGUCACAUGAAAGAUUCCAUCCUGUACCCUGCCAUGGCAAAGAAACUCCGGGGAGAGGUGCCCAAUGCCCCUCCUGUAACUGUGGGCCGGAGAGGGUUUAUUUCUUGUCUCUCAGCCUUCCAGAAACUGGUCUAGUUCCCCACUGCUGACUAAGCCAAACAAAAUGACUGAUUCCAACAUUCAAGGCCUUUCCAUCCUCUUCCUCUGCUAUUCCCUAUGGGCAAGCCAAACUUGUGUAUUCUCCACCACCCAGAUGUUGUUCAGAUCUCUGGCCUUCUGUCAAAGCCUAACCCUUCCUAGUGAGAGCACGACCUGUCUUUUCACCCACAGUAUGGUACAGCCAUGGGUUAAUAGGUGUUUAUCAAAUUGAAGAUCCCAGGAGUGUUGAGUACGUCCCCCACUCUGGGGCAGGGACCAUUGCCCCCAUAUAGCCAUUUGUCUUUGGGUCAAUCCAUCCCAGACUGCAUCUGUGUGCCUGUCUGAAGAGCUUAGAUGGUCCAGGACAUUGCUCGGGUUUUGGUGGGAGCUUCCUAGGGGCUCCCAUCCCUUCUCUGCCCCAGUCGGACAUGAUGCUCUCUGGCCUUUGAGUGGGGCUGAAAUCAGGGAAUCUGGCCCUAGGCCCUGGGUGAACUAGAUACAAGAAGGGAAAAGGAGAGGGAAAGACUAGCGAGAGUCUGAAUGGUUGAACUUCAGAGACCCCCAGAUUUCCCAUGCUCCCCAGCUCACGGCACAGACAGACACAAGUUCUAGGUUUGGCCUUUGUAAAGGUCCCUCUUAGGAUAACACCCUGACCUGCUGCUGCUGCCUGUGCCCCUUCAGCACUGAAUAAAUUCCCUCCUCCUG
Messenger RNA from Monodelphis domestica (gray short-tailed opossum), 5561 nucleotides. RefSeq names its product protein phosphatase 1 regulatory subunit 3F (gene PPP1R3F). Gene Ontology annotation, molecular function: protein phosphatase 1 binding; glycogen binding. Gene Ontology annotation, biological process: regulation of glycogen biosynthetic process. The record is from RefSeq and is a predicted model, not a curated record. Gene Ontology annotation, cellular component: protein phosphatase type 1 complex. NCBI's taxonomy places the organism in Eukaryota, Metazoa, Chordata, Mammalia, Didelphimorphia, Didelphidae.